CGCAUUUAAACAGCUAACUAGCUAGCUUCAAGAAUAGUCUGCCCGGUUCUUUACUCGUGUCUGUCUCUAGAAUUUCCUGUUACCAACUUAGCUAUUGUCCGGUGGUUCACAAGUCUCUGUUCUUGAGGAGUGUUCCCAACUUCCCAAUUACCAUGAUGGCUAGUUCGGACAAAAGCCUAGGGAUCAUGAUGGCUAGCUCUGUGACUAUGAAGUCAUAUGUCUCAUCCCCUACCUCUCUCUCUCUCUCUCUCUUUCUCUCUGUCUGUAUAUAUAUAUAUAUAUAUAUAUGAAUAUGCAUAUUCUGUAAUAUAUCUGAUCAAUUCCUGUCAAACUCUUUCACCUGAGAGGUUGUUACAUAUAUAUAUUUUUGUAUACAGAGAUAAGAGGGAGGAAUGCAGAGUGGUUGGUGUAGUAAACAUGCAGUGAAGCUGGAGAGAAAAAUUAUAGAGAAGAAUAGAAGGAAGCACAUGAAGAGCCUUCUUUUACAGCUAUCCUCCAUUAUUCCCCAAAGCCAACCUUCUGGUUCAAAGAAUGCAUUAAAGCAAAAAGAUAUCUUAGAGGAAGCCACAUCAUACGUAGGGAAGCUAAGAGAAAGAGUCGAAACACUUGAAAAUGAAAAGACAGAAAUGAAGAUGAAGAUGAGCAUGCAAAGAAACCAGAUGAUGAAUAUCAAUGAUAGAAAGGUGGCAGUCCAUGUGCAAUGCUUUGAUGAUUGCAUAAAGAUAGUUCUAAUGAGCACAUUGAACAAGUGCUUCAAAUCGUAUGAGGUUAUAAGAAUCCUUGGAGAAGAGGGUGCUCAGGUUAUACAUGCCAACUUGACGAGAUCUGGUGACAAGAUUGUUUUUGUUAUCCACUCUCAAUGGAGCGGGACGAACCCACUAGAGACCCCAGGAAUGUGCACAAGCCUCGGUGGAACAAGUGAGGAUGAGACCGUGCUCACAUGGGUGCUGGAACCAUCCGUACACAACCACUAUUCACAAUUCUCAGAAAUAUGCCCUCAGCCGAGAAUCGAACUCUCACCACUCAGUGAGAGCUCUAUCGGUGACCCGUGUACCAAUAGAACUGACAUUUUGGAAUAAACUAGGGUUUGAAGUGGCUUCUUUUACAUUGUGUUGAGAUUGUUGCUCAUAAUAUUCAACAGAGAUAUGGUUACUUAAGUCACACUGCUGCAUUAUUUAACAACCAACCAAGUUAAGGUCAUAUGGAUGGUUAGUUACGUGCCUAAUAAUAAUGGUUUUCUUUCUUUUUACAGUCAGGCAAUUUCUUCAAGAAUUGGUUUAGAAGAGGAAAGGAUUAAAGAAAGGUUGGAGGAAUUGGUCUAGAUUGUCAUUUUGGGCACCUGAGCACUCAAACAAGCAGAGAGGAAAUGGUUUCAAGUCUGUGAUGAGAAGAAAAAAAAAUAAUUUGCAUUAGUGUGGUUGUGCUUGAAUAAAUGCAAGACUAGUAUGGAAUAUGUUCUAUUUUUAUAAAAAACACCCAUUAUUUUGAUCAUAUAACGUGA
This is a messenger RNA of Dioscorea cayenensis subsp. rotundata (Guinea yam), 1501 nucleotides long. RefSeq lists its product as uncharacterized. The record is from RefSeq and is a predicted model, not a curated record. Gene Ontology annotation, cellular component: RNA polymerase II transcription regulator complex. The transcript has 3 exons. Bases 393 to 1079 code for a protein of 228 amino acids. Gene Ontology annotation, biological process: regulation of transcription by RNA polymerase II. Gene Ontology annotation, molecular function: protein dimerization activity; DNA-binding transcription factor activity, RNA polymerase II-specific; RNA polymerase II transcription regulatory region sequence-specific DNA binding. Lineage: Eukaryota; Viridiplantae; Streptophyta; Magnoliopsida; Dioscoreales; Dioscoreaceae.